Messenger RNA from Talpa occidentalis (Iberian mole), 336 nucleotides. Its product is annotated as keratin-associated protein 6-2-like. The record is from RefSeq and is a predicted model, not a curated record. The coding region runs from base 1 to 336 and encodes 111 amino acids. Lineage: Eukaryota; Metazoa; Chordata; Mammalia; Eulipotyphla; Talpidae. The transcript has a single exon. Gene Ontology annotation, biological process: hair follicle development.
AUGUAUUGCAACUACUUUGGAAACUCCUAUGGGAGCUACGGCUGUGGCCUUGGCUAUGGCUGUGGCUAUGGUUCUAGAUAUGGCUGUGGCUACGGAUCUGGAUAUGGCUGUGGCCUUGGCUAUGGCUAUGGCUGUGGCUAUGGCUCCCGCUAUGGCUGUGGCUAUGGUUCCGGAUAUGGCUGCGGCUAUGGUUCUGGAUAUGGCUGUGGCUACGGUUCCAGAUAUGGCUGUGGCUAUGGUUCCGGAUAUGGCUGUGGCUAUGGUUCUGGAUAUGGCUCUUCCUGCUACAGCUACCAGCCAUUUGUCUACAGAAGAUGCUAUUCAUCUUGCUGCUAA